Molecule: messenger RNA, 1498 nt
Organism: Eleginops maclovinus (Patagonian blennie)
Lineage: Eukaryota; Metazoa; Chordata; Actinopteri; Perciformes; Eleginopidae
Gene: myd88
Product: MYD88 innate immune signal transduction adaptor
Exons: 5
Coding region: 70-975 (301 amino acids)
Biological process (GO): positive regulation of canonical NF-kappaB signal transduction; toll-like receptor 4 signaling pathway; Toll signaling pathway
Cellular component (GO): plasma membrane
Molecular function (GO): Toll-like receptor binding; TIR domain binding
Source: RefSeq, a predicted model, not a curated record
GACGCAGGGUUUGCAUCACUUCCUUGUUCGGUUACCAGGUAGUCUGUCUCUCGCUACCAUGUCCUGUAUAUGCCUUUAAAGUCCCAAAACUACCCGAACAUGGCGUGUGUGGACUCAGAGGUGGACUUGUGGACCGUUCCUCUGGUGGCUCUGAACGUGACGGUGAGGAAGAAGCUGGGUCUGUAUCUGAACCCGAAGAACACGGUGGCUGCAGACUGGACGGCGGUAGCGGAGGCCAUGGGCUUCUCUUACUUGGAGAUAAAGAACUAUGAGGCGGCCAGGAGCCCUGCUCAGGCGGUCCUGGAGAACUGGCAGGCCCGGUGCUCAGGGGCCACGGUGGGAAAGCUGCUGUCUGUCCUGACCGAGGUGGAGAGGACGGACGUGGUGGAAGACCUGAGACCCUUGAUAGAUGAGGAUGUGAGGAAGUAUUGUGAGAGCCUGAAGAAGCUGGCUGAGCCCCCCCUCCAGGUCCCAGAGGUGGACAGCUGUGUCCCCCGCACCCCCGAGAGGAUUGGCAUCACCCUGGAGGACGACCCUGAAGGUGCUCCUGAGAAGUUCGACGCCUUCAUCUGCUACUGCCAGAGCGACUUUGUGUUUGUGCACGAGAUGAUCCGCGAGCUGGAGCAGACGGAAUACGGGCUGAAGCUGUGUGUGUUCGACAGAGACGUCCUACCGGGGUCCUGCGUGUGGACCAUCACCAGCGAACUCAUCGAGAAGAGGUGUAAGAGGAUGGUGGUGGUGAUCUCGGACGAGUACCUGGACAGUGACGCCUGUGACUUCCAGACCAAGUUUGCUCUCAGCCUUUGCCCUGGAGCCCGAGGUAAACGUCUCAUCCCAGUGAAGUACAAGUCAAUGUCGAGGCCAUUUCCCAGCAUCCUGCGCUUCCUCACCAUAUGCGACUACACCCGGCCGCUCACACAGGACUGGUUCUGGAAACGACUCGCCAAAGCUCUCUCACAGCCAGUCAGUAGUUAAAGGUGCCUUUUUUAUUAUUAAACAUCGCAUUAGUAAAGUACGUGGAAUUGCUUGUGUCACUUUUAAUGUACUGGGUCUAUUUGUGUUUCCUAUGAGGAUGAUUAUUAUGAAAGUCAAACUGCACAGGGAGACCAAAUAUCAGCUAAGUUCUCACCACACACAGAUCAAGAAUAUCAAGUAGCUGCUGCUGUUUUGUAUUUAUGUGAGGUACAAUGAGAGGAGGAUGUGUUUGUAUUCAGAACAGCAUGUAUCUAAUACUCCGUAAAAGCUGUGUUUUUUGCUCUUGCCACUUCCUGUACGAGACAGCUUCUAGAUGAGAUUGCAUCUGAAGAGAUAGAGAUUGUUCCACUAAAGUCUACUGACUGUUCACACCUUCCUUUCUCUCUCACAUUCUGUAUCUGUCAUCACAAUGUUUUCAGAAUUUGAUUUUGUACUUUUUCUAUGCGAAAAUUGAAUUUAUUUUACAUGGAAAUUACAUUUUAUGAGCAUUAUUUCCUUAAAUAAAUAUAUCACAUUUGUAAAA